This is a messenger RNA of Linum tenue, 2015 nucleotides long. The record is from the annotation of a GenBank genome assembly. NCBI's taxonomy places the organism in Eukaryota, Viridiplantae, Streptophyta, Magnoliopsida, Malpighiales, Linaceae.
GGGAAGGUUGGCUUGACAGACUACACAUACACAAUACACAAGACAUACACACUCUCUACUUUGCUCAUUAUCUGCAACUGUAUAACCUUCCUCUUCCUUGGAGUGAAAUUGCUAAGCAGCAGACACCGCCAUGGCCAAUUUCACCUUCAUUACAUCAGACCUUCCAAACCCAACCACCAAAACGUUGCUUCUUAGCACCGUCUCUACCACCGCCGGUUUCUGCUCGUUCAAUGGCUCGCUACACCCAUCGACCCUAUAUUAUUUCCCGUCUUCAACCUCUCCUUCCCUUUCAAUGAAUUCUUCGCCCGAGAAACUGCACACCAGGAGCACGAGAAGUCGGCACGGCUUCGACUUUUGUUGCAAAGCAAGUGAAGUGGCGAAUGCCCCAGUGGAAGAGCAAAUAGCUGAGAUGGAAGUUGCUGGUGGUUACACGAUGACUCAGUUCUGCGAUAAGAUGAUAGAUGUUUUCUUGAACGAGAAGCGGAGAGCGAAAGAAUGGAGGAAAUACCUGGUGUUUAGGGAAGAAUGGAAUAAGUACAAGGAUAGAUUCUAUAGCAGGUGCCAAAUGAGGGCCAGCAUGGAGACUGAUCCUGCUCUGAAACAGAAGUUAAUUUCACUAGCAUCCAAGGUGAAGAAGGUAAGGUUAUGAGUAAAUAGCUUCCAACUGCUUGGCUUCUCUGUUCUCAUCCAGGGAAACGGAACUUUUUGGUGUUGAAGAUUAAGUUUAGGAUUGGCUUUAUAUUGACAGAAGUCAAAUGUCACCUGAUUGAAAUUGGGUUUAGGACCAGAUAAUGAUGCAUUUUAGUCAUGGAACUCUUCGAUUGGUUUCCUGGGUGUUGCAUUUUGCAUUAAAUUGGGAGGUUAAAAGUAUUGAGAUACAUCCUCUUCGCGUUUAGAACUUCCUAUGUUCUGUGUACUCAGGAAUGAGAAUUGCAGAUUGAUGAUGAGAUGGAGAAGCACAAUGAACUUCUUAAGGAGAUCCGGGACAACCCAACUGACCUGAAUGUAAUAGUUGCAAAGCGGCGCAAGGACUUCACUGGGGAAUUUUUUCGCCACCUUGGCCUUCUUUCAGAAACCUACGAUGGUCUGGAGGACCGUGAUGAUAUAGCAAGACUUGGAGCUCGGUGCUUGUCUGCUGUUAAUGCGUUCGAUAGUACACUGGAGAAUCUGGAGACAUUAGAAUCUGCCCAGACCAAAUUUGAUGACAUACUAAAUUCACCAACCAUUGAUGCCGCAUGUGAAAAGAUAAAAAGCCUAGCCAAGGCGAAGGAACUUGACUCAUCCUUGGUUUUAUUGAUAAACAGCACAUGGGCAGCAGCAAAAGAGUCCACUAAUAUGAAAAAUGAGGUGAAAGAAAUAAUGUACCAAAUAUACAAGACUACCAAGAGCAGUCUCAGAAGCAUUGCACCUAAAGAAAUAAAGCUGCUCAAGCAUUUACUGAACAUCACAGAUCCGGAAGAGCGAUUUUCAGCAUUGGCAACAGCUUUCUGUCCUGGUGACGAUCAUGAAGCCAAAGAGCCAUAUGCCUUAUACACAAGUCCCAAGGAGCUGCACAAGUGGAUCAAGAUCAUGAUUGAUGCUUAUAAUUUGAGUAAGGAUGACACAGGUAUUGCAGAAGCAAAACAGCUUAGUCAACCGGUUGUGAUGCAGAGGUUGCUGAUCCUACAAGAAACUAUCGAACAGGAAUACAUGGAGAAGACUACAUUUCGAACGCAAACCAAAGAUGGAGAAAUCACGGAAUCAUGAGUGAUGUCGCCAUUUUUUUAUCUUGAUACUGCGUUUUGAACUGUGCUGAUAGAGCCAGAGAUACAGGAACAGUGUAGCUACAUAGCAGCCAUUUCCUUAAUGUUGCAGCUUGAAACUCUACAAAAACAAAAGUAUACGAGAGCUCUCCAUCUGUGGUUGGGUUUUUGUAUCAACUUUUAUAGUAGUCUUGUUGUCCAGCGACAAUUCGUGACAUUGGAGAUUUGCAAUUGUGCUAGUGAAUUCCAUUGUGACCUCAGUUCCUUAUGGCC